Nicotiana attenuata is the source of this 1554-nucleotide messenger RNA. Its product is annotated as zinc finger CCCH domain-containing protein 1-like. The transcript has 7 exons. Gene Ontology annotation, molecular function: metal ion binding. Gene Ontology annotation, biological process: snoRNA splicing. Gene Ontology annotation, cellular component: U2-type spliceosomal complex. Bases 1 to 1554 code for a protein of 517 amino acids. NCBI's taxonomy places the organism in Eukaryota, Viridiplantae, Streptophyta, Magnoliopsida, Solanales, Solanaceae. The record is from RefSeq and is a predicted model, not a curated record.
AUGCGGUUUCGUAGAUGCGAAGAGUUGGUCGCAGGUGCGAGUGUGGGCUAUGUGGAGGAAUUCCACAGAAGCGGAGGGGUUCCGCAGGAGCGGUCUCCGCAAAUGCGUUUGCUGACCGCAGAAGCGGUCCGUGUUGGUGAUGGGUCUUCCGCAGAAGCGACAGUUUCAGCCUCUACCGCAGCAGCUACUUCUCAGGCCGGGGGAGGCAAUCAGACCCCCGCUGCUUGCACACCCAAGCAGUCGGCCCGUUCCGAGUAUCGUGGGGCAUCUUCAGGUCGUGGUCAUCAGGGUUUUCAGCAGAGUCAGCAAUCUCUUAGCGCUCUUCCAGCACAAGGUUCAUCUCGAGCUCCAUCUGUUCAGGGUUCUUCUAGGCCGAAUGCGAAGAGUGCGAGUGUGGGCUAUGUGGAGGAAUUCCGCAGAAGCGGAGGGGUUCCGCAGGAGCGGUCUCCGCAAAUGCGGUUGCUGACCGCAGAAGCGGUCCGUGUUGGUGAAGGGUCUUCCGCAGAAGCGGUAGGUUGUGCGCAGAUGCGGUCACCGCAGGAGCGGGAUUGGACCGCAGAAGAGGUCCUGGGCAUAUUAGUGAGUUCUGCAGAAGAGGAUGGAAAACCGCAGAAGCGAUCCAGGUAUUUGGUCAAUAGUAGCUGCAUGGAUUGUCGCAGCGGAGACUCAAGAAAACAAUCCAAGGCCAAAAAUAUCAGAAAGCGUCCUACGCUUGAAGAGGGGGAGAAUGAAGAUGCAGAAGGUGAAAGUUCAGUCAUAUAUAUGAAGAAAAAGCCAGCAAUUGCAGAUUUUUCUACUGGACCUCCAAAGUGUAACAAGGCCCCUCUUUUUUAUUUUGAGUCCCCAAAGGAAAUUACAGUUCAAAAUGACAGUAGAGCAACAGCAUCUUUAGAAACUGAGACUGAGUUCUCUAAAGAUGCUCGGGCCAUUCGAGAGAGGGUUCUAAAGCUGGGUGAGGAGGCUAUAAAAGGAAAAUCUAAGAGCAGCGGUGAUCAACCACUAUACAAAGGGAUGAAUCAAUACACUGAUUACAAAGCUGGUUUAAGAAGAGAACAUACAAUUUCCAGUGAGAAAGCUUGUGGCGCGCACGGUCCUCUUAGGGCUUCUGCCCACAUCAGAGUUUCAACGAGGUUUGACUAUCAGCCAGAUAUAUGUAAAGACUAUAAAGAGACGGGAUAUUGUGGAUAUGGGGAUGCUUGCAAAUUUCUGCUUGACCGGGGAGAUUGUAAGUCUGGGUGGCAGCUUGAAAAAGAGUGGGAGGAAGCUGAGAACGAGAGGAAAAGAAAAUUGGCUAUGGGGAUGCUCGAUGAGGAUGGUGAGAAUGCAGAGAAGAGUGAUGAAGAUGAUGACAACUCUUUACCAUUUGCUUGUUUUAUCUGCAGACAGCCUUUCGUUGAUCCCGUCGUGACCAAAUGCAAGCAUUACUUCUGUGUGCAUUGUGCAUUAAAGCACCAUGCUAAGAACAAGAAGUGUUUUGUAUGCAACCAGCCAACCCUUGGGAUAUUCAAUACAGCACUUGAAAUACGCAAGAGGAUGGCGGUCCAAGGAAAAUGA